GGCUCAGGCAAAUCCAUUAUUGUCAUUAGUGCUUGCCCAUUUAGCCCUUUGAUAUUUCGCAAUUCAUCAUGGCCAAGAAGACCGCCAUUGGGAUUGACCUCGGCACAACAUAUUCUUGCGUGGGUGUUUGGAAGAACGACGGAGUGGAGAUCAUUGCCAAUGACCAGGGCAACCGAACCACUCCAUCCUACGUUGCCUUCACCGAUACUGAGCGGCUGAUCGGGGACGCAGCGAAGAAUCAGGUGGCUCGAAAUCCUGAGAACACAGUCUUUGAUGCCAAACGAUUGAUUGGCCGCAAGUUUGCUGAUCCUAUCGUGCAGGCCGACAUCAAGUUGUGGCCAUUCAAGUGCAUUGCAGGUCAGGGCGACAAGCCGAUCAUUGUGGUGAAGGUGGAAGGCGAGGAGAAGAAGUACCAUCCAGAGGAAAUCUCCUCCAUGAUUCUGCUGAAGAUGAAGGAGACAGCCGAGGCCUACUUGGGCACCAAGGUGAAUGAUGCAGUUGUCACGGUGCCGGCCUACUUCAACGAUUCUCAGCGCCAAGCCACCAAGGAUGCGGGAACGAUUUCCGGCAUGAAUGUGCUGCGCAUCAUCAACGAGCCCACUGCCGCAGCCAUUGCAUAUGGCCUGGACAAGAAGGGCACUGGUGAGAGGAACGUGCUCAUCUACGACAUGGGUGGCGGCACCUUCGAUGUGUCGCUGCUGACCAUUGAGGAUGGCAUCUUUGAGGUCAAGGCCACUGCAGGAGACACUCACUUGGGAGGUGAGGAUUUUGACAAUCGCGUGGUGGACUUCUGCAUGCAGGACUUCAAGCGCAAGAACCGUGGAAAGGACUUGGCGGGAAACCAGCGAGCCAUCCGCCGACUGCGCACGCAGUGUGAGCGUGCCAAGAGGACCCUGUCCUCCUCCACGCAGGCUACCAUUGAGAUUGACUCCCUCUUUGAGGGCAUUGACUACAGCUGCUCCUUGUCUCGGGCACGCUUUGAGGAGCUGUGCAUGGACUACUUCCGCAACUCCAUGGGCCCUGUGGAGAAGUGCCUCAAGGACUCAGGCAUCGACAAGAAGAGCGUGCACGACGUCGUGCUGGUGGGUGGCUCCACGCGCAUCCCCAAGGUGCAGUCCAUGAUCCAGGAGUUCUUCAACGGCAAGGAGCCGAACAGGUCCAUCAACCCAGACGAGGCUGUGGCAUAUGGUGCGGCGGUGCAGGCAGCUAUCCUGACUGGCGAGGGCUCAUCCCAAGUGCAGGAUCUCCUGCUUUUGGAUGUGACGCCGCUCUCCAUGGGCUUGGAGACUGCAGGUGGUGUGAUGACCAAGUUGAUUGAGCGCAACACAACUAUCCCGACCAAGAAAGCUCAGACCUUCACGACCUAUGCGGACAACCAGCCGGGUGUCUUGAUCCAGGUCUUCGAGGGUGAGCGCGCCAUGACCAAGGACAACAAUCUGCUGGGCAAGUUCCACCUUGAUGGCAUUCCUCCGGCUCCCCGGGGUGUGCCGCAGAUUGAGGUGACCUAUGACAUCGAUGCCAACGGAAUCUUGAACGUGAGCGCCUCCGACAAGUCCACUGGAAAGUCCAACCAGAUCACCAUCACCAACGAGAAGGGCCGACUGUCGCAGUCGGAGAUCGAUCGUAUGGUGCAAGAGGCAGAGAAGUUCCGUGCCGAGGAUGAGGCCAACAAGCAGAAGAUCGAGGCCAAGAACGGCUUGGAGAAUUACUGCUUUACCAUGCGCAACACCUUGAACGAGGAGAAGCUGAAGGACAAGUUCGAGGGUGGUGAUAAGGAGAAGAUCGAGUCUGCGGUGCAAGAGACGCUGGACUGGCUGGACAAGAACCAGUUGGCUGAGAAGGACGAGUUUGAGGCCAAGCAGAAGGAGUUGGAGGGCGUUGUGAACCCCAUCAUGAUGAAGGUGUACCAGGCUGCUGGCGGCGGUGGCAUGCCGGAAGGUGGCAUGCCAGGCGGUGGCAUGGGCGGCGCCCCUGGCGGCAACAGCGGCCCAACUGUUGAGGAGGUGGACUAAUUCGACUUAGGCAUCAAGCACAAAGUGCUCGAGCAGGUGUGGGAACCAAGCUCACAACCAACAUUUGUCUUUGGGCAAUUGGCAAUGUGCCAACGCCCAUCAAAAACCUGUGCACGGAGCAGAAUGAUUGUAAGCUGCGCGAAAGCAAUUGCCAAGGACGAAGUGAAG
Molecule: messenger RNA, 2180 nt
Organism: Effrenium voratum
Lineage: Eukaryota; Dinophyceae; Suessiales; Symbiodiniaceae
Source: the annotation of a GenBank genome assembly